Messenger RNA from Epinephelus fuscoguttatus (brown-marbled grouper), 5281 nucleotides. It is a transcript of the gene rufy3, whose product is annotated as RUN and FYVE domain containing 3. NCBI's taxonomy places the organism in Eukaryota, Metazoa, Chordata, Actinopteri, Perciformes, Serranidae. Bases 464 to 2380 code for a protein of 638 amino acids. Gene Ontology annotation, cellular component: cytoplasm. Gene Ontology annotation, biological process: regulation of axonogenesis. The record is from RefSeq and is a predicted model, not a curated record. Gene Ontology annotation, molecular function: metal ion binding. The transcript is spliced from 18 exons.
GUGCACAGGCAGUCCAAUCAGAGUGAACCGGUGCUAAGCUGACCGGAGGAGGGCUGUGAUUUUCAGCACGGUGCUCCCUUGCAUUUUAAAUCCCCAGUCUGCACAAAAGGGAUAACAAGAGGUUUGAAGAGGAGGAGGAGGUGGAGGAGGAGAAGGCAGGGCAGCCUUUCUCAAGACAGCAGCGUAUUUUACUCAGCUGUUACAAGGAAGGGAGGAGGAUGCAGGCAUAAAGAGGAGGAAAAGCAGCACCCUUUCAAACACCUGCUGAGAGCUGCUGUGGGGCCUUCCUCGUCUUUGGCCUUUUAUCCUCUUUGUUUUGAUGCUCUUUCCAUCCUCUCUCAUUUCCUCUUCUCUCUAAACUGUUAUUUUUUUUUUGGUGCCUUCACUGGUGUCUGGAACAAAAGCUACUUCGCCUUUUUUCCCCUCGGUGGUGUUGGUUUUGCAUCGCAUCAGCUGAGUCAUCAUGUCUGAUCUGACGCCUCAGAGCGAAACCCCCACUCCCACCACCGACAAGAUCACCCAGGCCGCCCGGGAGACCAUUUAUCUCUGCAACUUUCGCGUGUCUGUCGAUGGCGAGUGGCUUUGCCUCCGCGAGCUCAACGACAUCUCCCUCACGCCAGACCCAGAGCCGGCCCAUGAAGAUCCCAAGGACCCCAUCGCAAUUGAAAGGCUUAACUUGAUGAACAUGGCCAAACUGAGCAUCAAGGGCCUGAUCGAGUCCGCCCUCAACCUCGGACGCACACUGGACUCUGACUAUGCACCUCUCCAGCAGUUCUUUGUCGUGAUGGAGCACUGUCUGAAACAUGGGUUGAAAACCAAGAAGACCUUCCUGGGGCAGAACAAGUCAUUCUGGGGGGCGUUGGAGCUGGUCGAGAAGUUGACGCCUGAGGCAGGAGAGAUAACCGCCAGCGUAAAAGACCUGCCUGGCCUCAAAACUCCUCUAGGAAGAGGGCGUGCCUGGUUACGACUGGCCUUGAUGCAGAAGAAACUCUCUGACUACAUGAAGACGAUCAUCAACAGAAAGGACCUGCUCAGUGAAUUCUAUGAGCCGAAUGCGUUGAUGAUGGAGGAGGAGGGAGCUGUCAUCGCCGGCCUGCUCGUCGGACUAAAUGUCAUUGACGCCAAUCUGUGCAUGAAGGGAGAGGACUUGGACUCUCAGGUCGGGGUGAUUGAUUUUUCAAUGUACCUCAAAGAUGGUGGACACAGUAGUAAGAGUGCAGAGGGUGACGGUCAGAUCACAGCAAUUCUCGAUCAGAAGAAUUACGUGGAGGAGCUCAACAGACAUUUAAGUGCAUCCGUAAAUAACCUCCAGGCCAAGGUGGACGCUCUGGAAAAGUCCAACACGAAGCUAACAGAAGAGCUCGCAGUCGCAAAUAACAGGAUCAUCACUUUACAAGAAGACGUGGAGAGAGUAAAGGAGGAGAGCUCGUAUCAGAUGGAGUCCAGGAAGGCAUCAAGAAGCGACUCAGCACCAGACGGACAAGCGCUGGGUGAAACACGCAAGCAGCUCAAAGAGGAAACUCUGCUUCGAUUGGAUGUGGAGAAGGAGCUGGAGGUGCAGAUCGGGAUGAAGCAGGAGAUGGAGCUGUCCAUGAAGAUGCUGGAGAAAGACAUCUGUGAGAAGCAGGACGCUCUAGUGGAGCUCAGACAGCAGCUGGAAGACCUUCGUGCCAUCAACCAACAGCUUAGCCACAAGUCACAGAGCGCAGAUGCCAGCUCUAAACAGAAGAGUGAAGCCAUCGCUCGCCUGGAGGAGAAAAUAAACCAGAUGACAGGGACUGUAAAACAGAUGGAGACCAGAUGCAAACAGGCUGACAGAGAGAGGGAUCUGGCUUUAGAGGCCAACCGGCUCUUCAAACAGGAGUUUGGAGACAAAAUCGAGAGUCUGCAGGUGGAGGUGGAGCAGCUGAGGAGGAACAGGUCUUAUCUGGAGCUGGAGCUGAGGAAGGAGCGAGAGCGCAGGAGUGAGCAUCAUCUCGACGCUGCAUCCAGACAGUCCAGCACUCCUCGGAGGGAGAGGAGACACCCAGAGAGCAUACCAAAACGUCCUCCAGAAUCCCCGUCAGUCAAAAGGGAGAAUGAGGAGUUAAACACGGCAGCAGAGGAUAAAACAAGUCUGAGCUCCAGCCUGUCCUCAAGGUCACACCAUGAGGAUGAACAGGAGUCCUUUGUGGAGAUCAGUCAGCCCUCCAUCUGUACGCUGUGUGAACAUGACGACUCCCUGCUGAAGACAAAGAAACAGUGUAAGAACUGCAGCGGGGUUUUCUGUGAGAGCUGUGUGUCCAACGAGCUGCCGUUGCCUUCCUCCAUUCUCCCAGAGACUGUGUGUACCGCCUGCUUCUCUCUGUUACUCCAACAAUACGCUUCAACGCCAACAUGAAACCGCAUUUUACUACAAGACACGAUGAUCAGACACACGGAAACCAGAGGCAUUUAUUUUGUACAACUGGCACUGCAAAAAUGCACUUUUUGACUUCAUGAUGUUACGAAAGAUCUGAUGGAGUCCUGCGAGUCCUGGACUUGCGAUAUUUUAGUUACUCUAAUUUAGGAAUGUCCAAAUGUGAGCGCUGUUCGGGUGCAGGUUUUCAUUUUUCAAAUACUGGUGUCGCUGUAGUUCUCCCGCUCUGGCUGAAAGUGUGUGUUAAGCUGCUGUGGUAUUUGUUUAGUGAAAACCUGCACUCAACAAAGCUGUAAAAUGGCACCUGAGUGGAGAUUGCUGAUAUAAAAACCAACUUGAAUCAUCUCAUGCAUUAAAAAAAAUGACUUUCCACAAGGUCCACUAAGUGGAUUAUUGAUUAAAAGGUCAACUGACAUUAUAUAUUUUUUAUAUAAUUUAGUUUUAAAAGAUAAAAAAGGAAAAACUGGACUUGUUUAAGCCACAGCUGUGCUCCAAUAUAACGCACCUGUUAAUCAUACACAGAUCAGUGUGUGAUGUAAACAGUGAUGAAUUAAAGUUUUCAUCAUUUCACUCAAAUGAAGCAUGAAUUUUUACACUUGUAUGCUCAAAGUGGCAUCUAAUUCAGGGCGAUACUGACAAAAAAAUAUCCCAAACACUUCAGACCAAAUACUAUACUAUGAUAUUAAGCAUGUGUUAGUAUUUUAGGAAAGCCUAUAUGUGCUGUCAGAAGAUUUUUAUACACUUGAAAAUUGUUAUAAACAAUCAUACAUACAGAAACAUGAAUGAUACAUGAAGUAAUAAUGAGUAAAGAAAAUUGUAAAACUGUAAUGCAGAAUUUAAGACCAGAAAAAGACGAAUCAAACUGUGGCGAUAACCAAAAUCCUUCAUCUAGUCUCUUAUCUUGAUAUCGAUGUUUCAUGAACAUAUCAACGAGCUCUGGUGUUCAGACUGGAGGGGAGAGUUAAUAAUGCUGUUCGACAUUUUGGGUACUGCGCUUAUUCUCUUUCUCAAGUAGAAUUAGAUGAGAAGAUUGAUACCUGUCUCAUGUCUGUCUGUUUGAUAUGAAGCUGCAGCCAGUUAGCUUAGCUUAGCUUAGCACAAAAACUGGAAACAGGAGGAAACAGCUAGCUCGGCCUAGAGGUGCUGGUGGCAGAUUUAUUCUCUCUGGACUGAGCCAGGCACUCUUUAUGUACAUUUAAAGCCCCCCUCCACUCAGUUUUACUUCCUGUUUGAUGGUUAACGCUCUCUCUAACCGUAGCAACCAGACUGCAGCUAUAGUAGUUUGUAAAAUAGCAAUAUGGCACUUACUUUGAUGGGUUUACUGAUAUCAGACCACAGAUGAGACGGCAAUUAACACAUCACACUGAGUUUCUCUUUGACUCACUCUCGUCUUUACUGCCUCCUCCUGCUGCAGCUAUCAGUUGUGUAGUAACGAGGCGCCGUUUGGCUGCCAGUCACAGUCCAUAACAGGAGGGAUAGAUAUGUUGCUGAGGCUCAAUGUUUGAAAUGGAGCUAUGGGACGUUUAGGAGGGGUGCCAUCCACCAGCAUCAGCCCCUCCCGCCAUAGGUCAGCACCGUCACUGCCCCGAGCAGCACUGUGAUUUCUAGCCGAUGCUGGUGGACGGUGCAACCUUUCAACACGUUCUGAAACUGCAUUUUUAUAUGGUGGACCUAGGUAACAUGUCUGUCCAUCCUGCAGUGUGCUGAGGCCAGGAGACGGCACAGGCUACAAAUGCCAUUAUGAAAUUUAACGACACACUAAGGUGCAGGGAAACUACUAAGAUACUACGAUGUCUGUGGUGUUUAUGACAGUGCACCUGCACAAGCUUGGAGGAUGUAUGACUUGCAGAUUCUUUUACAGCCAUGUCAUCUUCCAGUUUUAGCAACAACCUUCUAUUUUUAGCUUCGAGCACGUAAUUAUUCGUCAAAAAAUAUUUGGUGAACAGUGAGUGUGGUUAAAAAACAUUGUCAGGAUGUGACUAAGAAAAAUAUGAAAUACAAAAAUACCACAAAAAAAUGGAGGGGGACUGUAGCUUCAUAUUUACAGUGCAGACAGAAGAGUGGUAUCAGUUAGAGACGGCCAUUUUAAGUAACCUCCAUUUUCGAGUAGUACAUAGGUUAGGCGCAGACUCUGAGCCAAUUUCCUCCCGGUCAGUUCACCAUCUGCCCUGUCAGCAUGAGCUAACACAGCAGCAGCAGCUAACAUCCAACACAGAGCUGUUAAACAGUCCCAAAAAACUCACACCACAAUAGCUCGAGUCAUUCAUUAAACUCAUUAAUAGCUGUUAGGUAGUGUUAGCCGUGUGAUGCUAACAGUCAGCCCUGUUGCUGUGUGUGUGUGUGCGGGCAGGCAGGCCAACUCUCACUAACUGUUCCCUGGUGCGGAGCUCACACUCCCAGCGCAUAUCCCAAAAUGUCAGGCUAUUCCUUUAAGUUUACACAUCUUAAUAUUCUGGGUAAAAUCUUUCUUCACUGUUGCUGUUUUGUUCUGUAUUAGUUAGAAGUUAACAAAAACGCUCAAACAUUAAAAUCAUCUCCCGGUUGUAAAUAUUUGGUCACAUCAGAGUUUAUCUCAAACAGUGCUGCAGUUAAAUCAUAAAAUCUAACAUUUGGAUGUUUAGAUUCUUGUCUUGUCUCUGGGUAAUCUCUUCUUCUGGGCGUCUGAACAUAUGACGGCACUUUUAAAUGCAUGGCUCUCUGCCUGACCGGUUUGAAGUGGGCGAAUCAGUGCAUCUUUAUAACAGCUGUUCUUGUGUUUUGGUGAUUUAUAUGAAGAAUAGAAAGAAUAGAAGCUCUAUAAAACGUAGUCGUUCUUGUUGAAGCUAAUUAACAGGUGAAAUGGAAAUGCUUCUUAGAGCAACAAUAAACUUUUAUUAAAUUUUA